Molecule: messenger RNA, 1789 nt
Organism: Chondrus crispus (carragheen)
Lineage: Eukaryota; Rhodophyta; Florideophyceae; Gigartinales; Gigartinaceae
Exons: 2
Coding region: 1-936 (311 amino acids)
Biological process (GO): regulation of DNA-templated transcription
Molecular function (GO): DNA-binding transcription factor activity
Source: RefSeq, a predicted model, not a curated record
AUGCACGGCGCCUCGGCCAAGUCCGAAGUCUUUCUCACCUCGGCGUCGUCGCGUCCGCCCGCGGCCCCGGUUGAUCUCCAGUCGAAGCGCUCGCCGCCGCGCAGGCAGAAGCCGAGGCAUGUCAUCUACAAGUCCACCGCCCUGCAGCGCGCAGCUCCAAGCCUAGUUGCCGCCGCGUCUGCAAAUGCCAUCUCCGCCACCAAGGCUAUUCAGCGCGCCGCUGAUGAGGCGGAGAAGGUUCGCGACGACUUCAAGCUGUCCAAGUGCGGACCGGAGAUUGACCUCGUCGAUGGCGAUGACGAGGCUACCAACGCGAAGAAAUAUGAGCGCAGGUUGCUCAUGAAUCGGCACUCGGCCGCCGCUAGUCGGGUGCGACGGGAAGCGUACACCAAGGCGCUUGAAGCUCAGAUUGUACAGUUGGAAGGCAACAUGAAUUCGGUUGUCAAGGCGUACGAGGCUGAGAAGGAAAAGAAUAGACUCCUUAUGGCCAACGCUCCAACUUCGGAAGAAGAAGACCAGGAUGAAAGCGAGGGGAACCGAGGGGAAUCGGAUUCCAACUCGCUGCCGAGUGAUAUGCAAGACCAUGACCAGGCCGACGCCUUUGCGGAUGCCCGCGUUGGGGCUGAAAUGUUUAUGGGCAUGUCGGCGACAGGUGCGCUUAUGCAGCAGCCGCGUUUAGAGAGUCAAACUGAAGAUAAUAGCGAGGCAUUCGGGGUGUCCGAUAUGCCGCCACUUGUCCCGCUAGAGGCUCCGCCACCGCACCAUCAACAAUUUGUAAGGGAUUUGAAUGCGGUGAAAGAUGAGGUAUUUGACAUUGCGAACGGGACGGUCCCGGCGGAGCUGCUCAGCGUGCCAGAUGACAAGUUGCUGGAUUGCUUCCUACGUGUGGACGCGAUGCCCAGCCAGGUCGAGUUCGACUCGCUCGAACUGUUUUAAGUUUUUCUAUCUUUGUUUUCACGCGAAGUCGUCAACAAGGCUCAUUCCCUCGCUCCCCUCCCGGCCUCCACUCCCACACAAAAAAACAAGAAGGAAAAUGAAACACAACCCAAAAAAUAUGGACGCUGUGACAUUUAUGCAAGCGCUGGCUUUGUCCAUGUCGCCGACUCGGAGAUGGAUUUUUUGGAAUAUGGCGAUGAUAAUGGAAAGCCGUUUGUUUAAGAUUGAUUUUUUUGCCUAAUACUAUCUAGAUAUUUUGGUGGCUUCGUGCUUGUUCCCUCGCGCUUUUGCUUCUUCUUUCCUUUGUCCCCUAGAGAGUCGCAUCGCGUCUCCUGUACACGCCACGAGAAGCGAGUGUAAUACGUGUUGUUGUUUCGUGGACUAGGCAAAGCCUUGCAUGCAGGGCCGACAUUGUCGCGAUAGGACGGCGUGGUCCAUGGUAUGGCGCGGGAUUGGUGCGAAUGUGCAGGGGGGUACUAUGAUCUGCGCAUGUGAUUUUGAAUCAGCGGAGCAAGCGUAGGCGCUGCAAUCUCGCGAGAUAUAGAUGCAAGGCACGGAGAGGAAGGCAGGCACGGAGGGACGGCCAUUCUGGGACGUGCAGGACCUCUCUGAUUGAUGACGACGGGAUAAAAAUAUUACACCCGAAUACUGCAAAUAGUGCGGGUGAAAAUAUAGUGUUUCUCGCCUAUCGCCGAUGGCGCAAUUACUGCGGUCCGCACUAAUUGCAAACCAUACAUCUAAUAGUGUAGUCUGCGCGCCAUUUUUGACAGAUACUAACCCAAAUCUGGAACAAAACGCCAUUGUGGUGUUUCGGUUAUGCACAUAUAAAGAAGGCUUACCUUUUCCAUUCUUA